Messenger RNA from Eremomyces bilateralis CBS 781.70, 442 nucleotides. RefSeq lists its product as uncharacterized. The coding region runs from base 1 to 306 and encodes 101 amino acids. The record is from RefSeq and is a predicted model, not a curated record. Lineage: Eukaryota; Fungi; Ascomycota; Dothideomycetes; Eremomycetales; Eremomycetaceae. The transcript is spliced from 3 exons.
AUGGCUUGGUCGCAACAACGCAUAGAAGACGACGCCAACCGCUCUAGACGAGCGGCUGAAGUGCUCAAAAAGGGUGAUAAAGUUUGGCUGAACCUGAAGAAUAUCAAUGUUGAAGACCUUGAUAGGUUCGAGAGGGAGUUUAGAAAAGGCGAUGGAGUCGGAGAAGACGGUGCUGAAGCUAUCAUAGGGCCUCGUCGGAGCCGCAAGACGGCGGUUAACGCGAUGGAGGAGGCCUUCAAUUGGCACAAACGCUGUAUGGCGUUUUCCUUUGUACCCGGUGAAGAGGGGGAUAAUGUUAUGGGUUGAAACCCUUGGUUGGCUCAGGCUGAGAGCCUAAGCCUGAUUAGGUUAAGGGUAAAUCAGAGUCUAACCUCUCCGAUGUAAACAAGAAAGCUUCCCUUUCUUGUUCUCUUCUUUAGCUUAAUCUAGAAUAUCUUUGGCU